Aphidius gifuensis is the source of this 4515-nucleotide messenger RNA. RefSeq names its product probable ATP-dependent RNA helicase spindle-E. Gene Ontology annotation, molecular function: ATP binding; RNA binding. The transcript is spliced from 4 exons. The coding region runs from base 151 to 4479 and encodes 1442 amino acids. Lineage: Eukaryota; Metazoa; Arthropoda; Insecta; Hymenoptera; Braconidae. Gene Ontology annotation, cellular component: intracellular anatomical structure. The record is from RefSeq and is a predicted model, not a curated record.
UUUCUCUUUCUUUCUCUCUAAAUCUGGGCAUACAAAGGCACAAAGGAUUUCAAGUGUGGUCUUCUUAUUACACACGAAAAGAUCGUUAGUCUAAUCUUGGUGAUAAAUAAAAAAACAAAAACAAAAUCACAUUCAAUAACGGUUAACACAAUGGAUCCAAAAGAGGUUUUUGGUAUUGAAAAUAGGCGUAGUUCAUUGCAACAAAAAUCAAGAAGAGCUUUUAAUGAUGCUGGUAGUAUUUCUGGAUCAAUCUCCAACAUGAGUCUCAUAUCCAUGAGGACAGUUGCAUCUGGUACUGAUUAUGCUGAAGCAUACAUCAAAGCUGAAGAUCAAAAACUUUACCAGAGAUCACUUGCAUGUUUACGUUCAAGUAAAGACAAUGACACUGAUUCAGUUGUUUCAAAAACAACAACAGUUACUAGUGAACAAGUUGAUCGUCUUGCUAGUACAUAUGAAUUUGGAAAAUUUUCUCAAGACACUUUAACAAUAUCAUCAGUUAAAGAAGAUAUUAUUGACAUGAUAAAUACAAAUCCUGUUGUGAUUAUUCAAGGACCAACUGGUUGUGGUAAAACAACCCAAGUACCUCAGUAUAUUUUAGAAAAUAGCUUUAUAAAUAAAGUUGGAUGUAAUAUUGUUGUAACACAACCAAGAAGAAUUGCAGCAAUGAGUAUUGCAAAACGUGUUUGUGAAGAACGUAACUGGAAAUUGGGAAGUCUUGUUGGUUACAAAGUUGGUUUAUCAAGUCAAUUAUCAGAAGAUACCAGAUUAACAUAUUGCACAACUGGUGUAUUACUUUGUAGACUUAUUCGUGAAAAAAGCUUAAAUAGUUUUACUCAUAUUAUCAUUGAUGAAGUUCAUGAACGUGAUCAAGACAUGGAUUUUUUACUUCUUGUUGUUCGUAAAUUAUUACGUACAAAUUCAAGUUCAGUCAAGGUAAUAUUAAUGUCGGCAACAAUAAAUGUUGAUAAAUUUGCUAAAUAUUUUUCAAUUUAUGUUGGAAAAAAAUUAACAAAUGCACCAGUUAUAAGUGUCAUUAAAUCAAGUCAUUUUAAAAUUCGUGAAUAUUAUUUAUCUGAUUUACGUGAACUUGGUGAUCUACCAGAAAUAAUUGAAAAUAAUCCAACAAUAACAUUAAAAAUGUUGAAUUUAUGUAAAAAUUUAAUUUUACAUUUUGAUACAAUUGAAAAAACAAAAAUAACUGAUGAUAAUAAAAUUGAAAAUCGACCAACAGUACUUGUAUUUUUACCAGGAAUAUAUGAAAUUGAAGAAAUGCAUAGAGUAUUGAUUGAUGUUAAAAAUUUAGAAAUAGUUGUACUCCAUUCAAUGAUAACAAAUUCAGAACAAUCAAGAAUAUUUUAUAAUGUACCAAAAGGUUGUCGUCGUGUUAUUUUAACGACAAAUAUUGCUGAAAGUAGUAUAACUGUACCAAAUGUAAAAUAUGUUAUCGAUUUUUGUUUAACAAAACAACUUGUAACUGAUUCACAAACAAAUUUUCAAUCACUUGAAUUAGUAUGGGCAAGUAAAUCAAAUUGUCAACAAAGAUCUGGACGUACUGGUAGAGUUAUGAAUGGUAGAGUUUAUCGUUUAGUACCAAAAUUAUUUUAUCAUACAACAAUACAAGAUGAAAAUACACCAGAAAUAUUAAGAGCACCAUUAACAAGAAUUUUUAUAAAAGCAAAAUUACUUGAUUUAGAUAAACCAGAAGCAUUACUUGCACUUGCUCUUGAUCCACCAGAUUUAACAAAUCUUUUUUAUGCUGUACAAUUACUCAAAGAAACUGGUGGUAUAUUAAUUGAUGAAAAUGAUAAUGAUCCAUGUGAUGGUACAUUAACUGAUCUUGGUAUUAUAAUGGGUGAAUUACCAGUUGACAUAAAUAUUUCAAAAUUAAUUGUUCUUGGUAAUUGUUUUAGUAUAUUAACUGAGGCUAUUAUAAUGGGUGCAAGUAUGGCUGUUAAAAAUAUGUUUAGUUCACAAUUUCAAAAAAAAUUAUCAGCUCAUAAUGCAAAAUUAUUUUGGUCACAAAAUAGUUCAUGUGAUGGAAUAUCAUUUUAUAAUGCAUAUCGUAUUUGGCGUCAUAAAAAAUCAAAUUUACAAAUUAAAACAAAUGCUGAAGAAAUUGCUUGGGCUAAAAGAAAUUUUCUUGAAGUACGUGUAUUACGUGAAAUUGAUUCACUUGUUCAUGAACUCACUGAUAGACUUGAUAAAUUGGGCAUUAAAGAAAGUGUUGGAACAAAUAAAGUUAUAUGGACUGAAGAUAAAAAAUAUUUUGUAUUAAAAUUAAUAACAGCUGGUGCAUUUUAUCCACAUUAUUAUAUUACAAAACCAAAUAAUGAUGAAAAAGAAAAUACAAGAUGUACUGGUGGUUUAGAUCCAACAAAAACUGUAUAUUUAUCUGGUUGGCCUGUGUUACAACCUGGUAUGCUUUAUGCAAAAAGAUUUCAAGAUAUAUUUUCAAAUUGCAAAAGUAUAACAAACAAUAAAAUUGGUGUUAAAUUUGAUCAUUCAAGUCGUGUAUUCAUUGAAUUUAGUAAUAUACAAAAUAAUUAUGAAGUUAAUUUAUCAAAUGAUAAUAAAGAAUUAACAAGUAAAAAUAUUGUUGGUGAUAUACCAAUGUCUGUUUAUCAAGCUAUUAAAAUGCGUUCAAUUAGUGAUACAAUUAAUAUUCCAGUUAUGCCAUUGAGCCAAGCACAUCAAUUAGCUGAUGAAUUAAAUAUUGAAAAAAAACCACAAACAAUUUAUUUACCAAAAGAAAAUAUGCCAGUUAAAAAUUCAAUAUACAUUGAUAUACGUCCAAUACUUCCAUCAAUUGAUACAACUACAAUUAAAAUAAUAAUUAAAAAUAUUAUUAAUCCAGGUUUUUUUUGGGCAUGUAUUGAUGAUAAUAAAAUACAAAAAUUAUAUGAAGAAGUUGAUUUUAAUUUAAAAACAAUUGAUUAUAAAACACUUGAAAAAUUUGAUGAUAAAGCACCAAAAAUUGGUACACUUGUACUUGCACAAUUAAAUACAGAUGACAAUGAAAAUUCAUAUAAACGUGCACUUGUACAAAAUAUAACAAAAAAUGGAAAAAAUACAUUUUUAGCAAUGUUAUUUUUCAUUGAUUUUGGUAUUACAAAAUCUAUGUCAAUAUAUGAUAUACAUAAAUUACCAGAUGAUCAUAAAUUAUCUAAAAUUCCAUCAAUUGUAUUUCAAUGUCGUUUAACAAAUAUCAAGCCUUUAUCAAUAAAUAAUACGACAAGUGAUGAUUGGUCAAUUGAAUCAAAAAAAGAAUUAACAAAAUUAAUUAAUGGAAAUAAAGGCAUUAAUGCUGAAAUUUAUUCAGUUGUUAAUAGUAUUGUGUCAGUUAAUUUAAUAAUAACAACAAAAAAUGAUGAAGCAAUAAAUAUAAAUAAAUUAUUUAUUGAAAAAGGAUAUGGUGAAUUUAAUGAAGAAAAUUUCUUAUCAAAAGAUAAUCAUGAAAUACGUAUGAAUAAUAAUUAUUUAUCAAAAUCAGAAAAAUUUAAUCGUGAAGAAAUGCAAUAUAGUCAACUUUAUCUUGCUGAUACAUAUGUUGAUCCACCAAGUAUUGAAGAUUGUACAGAUAAUGUUAAACUUCGUGGACCAUAUUCACCACUUGAAGUUAAACUUUAUGGUUUAACAAAUAUAUCAAUGGGAUUUAAAAUACAUGUUCAUGAAUCAUCUGUUAAUUCGGUACUUCUUGAUUCUGGUAUUGAUAAAAAUUAUUCAAGACUUCUUGUUGCUGCAAAUGAAGUACAAAGUAUUAAUUCAAAUAAUAUAACAUUAAUAAACACAACUCUUAUGCCAUGUAUACCUGGUUUAUGUGGUUUAAUAUCAUUAAUGUUUGCUCCAACAAUUGAGCUUAGAUGUAAUUCACUUAGAACAAGAAAUACUGGUGUUCUUUGUGGUCUUGGUUAUGAUAAAUCUACCAAACAAAGUCUAUUUCCAGAACAUGAUAUGUAUGUUGAUUUUGAUGCUGAUAUUACAAUUAAUGAUUUACAAAAUAUUAAUAAAUUACGAUACUGGAUGAGUAAAGGUAUAUUUAUUACAAAUGAAUCAGAUUGUGAUGAUAAAGAACGUGCUGAAAUUACACUUAAAAUACAAAAUAAUAUACAUGAUAUAUUGUUAAAAAUUUUUGAUAUUAAUCGUGAAUGUGUACCAAGUGAAAUUGAUGUUAAACACAGUCAAUGGCAUCGUUAUAAAUCAUCAAAUUUUACAAAAGUUAAAGAACGUGAAAUUGAUAGUAAACUUAUAUUUAAAUUUCAUCAAGCACUUCUUCUUGAUGCUGAAGAUAAUAAACGUGAAUCAUUGCUAUUACAUUUGGAUGAAAUUAAAAAAAUUGCUGGUCUUACUUCUGCUGAUUGUCCAACAAAAGAUUUUCAAUGUAAACUUUGUGAUAUUUCACUUUAUGGUCUUGCAGCUUUACGUAGUCAUCUUUAUUCAGGUGAACAUCAGAUAAAAGAAUCAAAACUAAAAAAAAAAUAACUUAAAUAUUAUUAUUACUCAUUUUUAUAUUUUUCA